Molecule: messenger RNA, 4893 nt
Organism: Heterocephalus glaber (naked mole-rat)
Lineage: Eukaryota; Metazoa; Chordata; Mammalia; Rodentia; Bathyergidae
Gene: Aqp4
Product: aquaporin 4
Biological process (GO): water transport; transmembrane transport
Cellular component (GO): plasma membrane; basolateral plasma membrane
Molecular function (GO): water channel activity
Source: RefSeq, a predicted model, not a curated record
UCCAAAACCCAAUCAGACGAGGGGCCGUAAUCUGACUCCUAGCACACUGGGAGCAGAGGGGCAGGCAAUGAGCGCUGCACUCUGGCCAGGGAAGGCAUGAGUGAUAGACCCGCAGCGAGGCGGUGGGGUGAGAGUGAACACAUAAGGGAACACUGAUGACGGUAACGGGGGCCUGGAGCGACGCUGAGCUGAGCCCUCCCAAGGCCAAAGCAAGUGUGGACCCUUGUGUACCAGAGAGAACAUCAUGGUGGCUUUCAAAGGCGUCUGGACUCAAGCAUUCUGGAAGGCAGUCACCGCAGAAUUUCUGGCUAUGCUUAUCUUUGUCCUGCUCAGCCUGGGGUCCACCAUCAACUGGGGUGGAAUGGAAAAGCCCCUACCUGUCGACAUGGUUCUCAUCUCUCUCUGCUUUGGACUCAGCAUUGCCACCAUGGUGCAGUGCUUUGGCCACAUCAGUGGAGGCCACAUCAACCCUGCUGUGACAGUGGCCAUGGUGUGCACCCGGAAGAUCAGCAUGGCCAAGUCUGUCUUCUACAUUGUGGCCCAGUGCCUGGGGGCCAUCAUAGGAGCCGGGAUUCUCUACUUGGUCACACCUCCCAGUGUGGUGGGGGGCCUGGGAGUCACCACGGUUCAUGGAAAUCUUACUGCUGGUCAUGGUCUCCUGGUGGAGCUGAUAAUCACAUUUCAGUUGGUGUUUACUAUUUUUGCCAGCUGUGAUUCCAAGCGGACUGAUGUCACUGGUUCAAUAGCUUUAGCAAUUGGAUUUUCGGUUGCAAUUGGACAUUUAUUUGCAAUCAAUUACACUGGCGCCAGCAUGAAUCCUGCCAGAUCCUUUGGACCUGCUGUUAUCAUGGGAAACUGGGAAAACCACUGGAUAUACUGGGUUGGACCAAUAAUAGGAGCUGUCCUCGCUGGUGGGCUUUAUGAGUAUGUCUUCUGCCCAGAUGCUGAACUCAAACGUCGGCUUAAGGAAGCCUUCAGCAAAGCUGCCCAACAAACAAAAGGGAGUUACAUGGAGGUGGAGGACAACAGGAGUCAGGUGGAAACCGAGGACUUGAUUCUGAAACCUGGCGUGGUACACGUGAUUGACAUCGACCGAGGCGAGGAGAAGAAGGGGAAAGACCCAUCCGGAGAGGUAUUGUCUUCCGUAUGACUAGAAGAUAGCACUGAAAGCAGACAAGAUUCCUUAGAACUGUCCUCAGAUUUCCUCUCACCGAUUAAGGAAACAGAUUUGCUAUAAGUUAGACACAUGCAGAUUUUUCAUUUCUCAUCAUAUUACCCAGUCUAAACAAUAAAUAUUUCAUUAUAUACCAACGAGGAAAGGAAGAAACCUAUUAUAAAUUUCAAGUCUAAAAAAGAAAUCUUGUUAAAGUAUCCUCAAAGCAAAUAUAUAUGUAGUUAUAUCUAGUUGCCUUUUGUUAAUAACCAAUUUAAAAUGUGUGUCAAGAUUUGAUGUAGUCUUGUCCUACAGAACAUAGAGACGUACCUAUCAGUUUAUGCCUCCGCUGAGAAAAUUGGUAUCAUCGAUAAUAUUGUCAUUUGAAUAUUUGUUCCAUUAAGUCAAGUUUAGCCACAGCCAAAAUGCAGUAUGUCACAGGGUCAUGCACAUUCAAAAGAAGAAAUAUAAUAAGUUCUUUCAUAACCAAUCCCAUAUUUAUAAAGUACCUCUGCAAAAGAAUAUGAGCAAUGGUCAUCGUUCAUCAAUUGUUUCCAUUUUUAUUGCAAAUACCCAACUUUCAACCCAGUUCCAAUUCAUUAUGAUCCUUCUUCCUCCUCAAUACACAAGAUAAUAUGGGCUAAAGCCCAGACAAUUGGAAAUAAUAUUUAGAAAUCCUCUCCAUUUAUUAGUCCCACCUCUUAAAACAUCUAAAUCAUUAGAGUCACCUAUUGAGAUUCAGGACAAGCAGAUGGGAAAUCUUAUAGUGAGUUGGAAAAAAAGUUACCAUCAUAUAAAAACCACAAGAAAAAAAAAGGAAAUUGGUAUUCUAGCUCAAAUGGCUGAUCUGUUUUCAGUGCAUAUCCUCAAAUUCAUCACACAGGGUUAACAAUCUAAGCUUUUAACCACUUAACCACUAUGCUUAUUUGUUUAAUUUAUUGGCAAAACUGGGGAGUUUGUGUGCUUGUAACUUUAGUUAGCUGUAUUGAGACAUUAGCUGAGACUUACUUUUUACAACAUGAACUUAGCAACUUGGUUCGUGUCUUAUUGUUGAUCAUUAAGCUCUGCUCACUCUGGAAGGUACAAACUGGUUCUGCCCAGUCCCAACCUCUGCUGCUCUCUCGCUUCUUGUGGCAUUUGUUGAUCUUCACCAUAAAUGUAAUGAUAUUUGAACGACUUAAAAUGUGUGGUAGGCAAAGCAGGACAUGGUUGAGGAAUAAAAGGGAGAGGACAUCCACUUUUUUCAAACCUUUCACUUGUAGAGAUAUUGUAUACAACCCAACCUGAUUGUAAAGUAUUUUGUUACUGACUAGUGUAUUUGUUAAGGUAAUUUGUUUUCUCUGCACUGGUUUGCCUUUUGUCAGUAGAAUGUUCUCUGAAACCCCAGUUUCUAUCACCCUAACUGUGGAGUCUAGCCUUUAUCUUAGACAAAGAGCUGCAAAUGCCAAUUUUGCUGGACAAAAGCUAGUCAGAAAAAGUGACGCCCCAUCACGGCAAGGAGUAGCAUGUAAAUAGCUGCUAAUCAAAGGCUUUCUUCUCCCCAUCACAGUUCCAACUGUGUGUCACUUUUUAGUGGUAAUGGCAGUUGUGUGUCUGUAGCAGCACGAUAAUGGACCACUAUUAAACCUGAUUCUCUUCGGUGCUAAGAAAAGAGCACUGUGUGAGGUUCUUGGAGUCACCACACCAGUGUCACACCUCCAGGUCUCACUGGUGUAUUCACAUUUCUUAUGGCAGGUGCCUAAAGCCAGGCCCCUACCUCAGAGCCCUGACCACAGCACCACUUCGAAAGUGAUGUGGGUCACUUCCUGAUUUGUGGCACCUGUAGAAACUAGGGGACGAAUCUGCAAGGGUGGUUUGUUCCCUUUAUUUCAAAUAUUUGCACAAUAUACCACUAAAAGCUUAAGAUCCAGGGAUGGUUCAGUUGGAAAAGUAACAUCAACCAUCAGCCAACAUGUCAGUUCAAAUCUAAAUUUAGUUAAAAAGCAAGAAUUCAACACAUUUCUGAAUAUGCUUAUAAAGUACAGGCUUACAAACAUUUUUAUUCUGUUAUGUCAUUUACUUCAUAUGCACUCACUUUUACACUCAUUUCCAAUUAUAGCACUCAAUAAAUUAGAGGAGUUAUUUUUAAAGUGAAUGAUAUUCCUAUGGUUUGUUUUUCAGCACCUAGCAGAGUGCUGGGCACAUAGUAGGCAUUCCAAGCAAGUUUGUUAGUAAAAACAUAGAACUCUCAUUUGGGAUUUUAAAAAUACAAAUAAUUUUCUAAUUCUUAGUUUGUUCAACAUUUAAUAAAAAGCAUAUUUUGAGUAUUAUUAAAGGGAGGCAUUACAAAUGUGAAAACUACAAAAUGUAUUUUUGCAUUGGACUGUGUUUAGGGGCAUGAAGUGAAUAGAAGCUUCAGCACUCUUUUUCCUCCAUAUGAGACAACAUAUUUUGUAUUUCACUCAAGGCUUUGCCAGUGAAAAGUAAUGAAAUUGUACCUUUCUAAUGACAUCUAUGCAGCAGGGGUCUACUGCCUUGUGGAUGGCAGCAAAUUAUCCAAGUGUAUUAGGAGACCAGGGCUUUUUUCUUUAAUCCCUUCUUAUUAAUGAAGUGCAUAGUGCUGCUCCCAGGAGAUGGCAGCUGACAGAUACACAAAGAAGAGAUCAGAGAGGAAAAACCAGGAAGGCAUAAAUGAAUUAUACCCAGCCAUGGAACAAUGCCAACUGGCUCUUCCUGUAGGAAGAGUACACAAACACCCCAAAAUUACAUGGUGGCCCCUACUCUGAAAAUGCACAUAGUUAGUCAAAAUGGUACAGGAGGGAAAGAGCCAUUUUUUUGAGUUUCUGGAGUUUCAUUCCAACAAAAAAUUCUUAGGACCCAGAUUCUGAAUGUAUGUUUCCAUCGUUGAAAAUAACAUAUUCUUUCAGGAGUCCUCACUUUUUUACACUGGAAAAAAGUAUUUUCUGGAACCGAAACAGUUGGCCAAUCUCGGGUGCUUCCACUUUGUUUCUGCCAUUUGACCCUGUUCUAAGUUCCUAUGUUUUCUAUCAUCUUCCUAUCACAGCUCAUAGGCCCUAGCUCAAGCUGCUGCUCGGUGUUGGCUGCUGCACAAGGAGAUCAGAAAUGUUUGGAAAGCAGAUAUGACAGAAGAGAGGUCUGUGAUAGAUUAAAGGCCAGACUCCAAACAGAGUAUUCGCCUAGGCCAUAAUCCAGGCCACUCUUGUUUAAACUCGAUAGUGACAGGGAAAUUCCAAAAUAGAGGAGCAAAUUCAAAUGCUAAAUUUAAUCCUGAAAAGGCUGUUUGUUGCAGCACAUUGACUCUAUCCCGCACUUACUAGCAGGUGACAGAGAAAUUGCUUUUGUGACAACUGAAGAUGACAAUCUGAUGAAUAGACAACCUUAUCAAAAAAAUGUAUAAAAGCCAAUAUAAAUCCUGACUAUCAGCAUCAUACAAUGAAUUCAGAACACUUUAUACCUGGAAGUACGUGUCUUCCCUAGAGUGGUUAUAGCAUGAGAAUCACUAAGAAAACAGGGUUACUACCUGGACACUAUAAUGGAACAAAAAUCACUGCCUUUGCCUCAAAUUUUGUGAGUUCACACUUGUGUUUUAAUGCUUUACAAAUCACCCCAAAACAACACUAACUUUUGAAACCUAUGAUUCUAUGAAAUAAAUGAAAGACACUUAAUUCAAGGAUCAAAAACUGUGGCCACUCACUUUUGCAAAUGACUAUCAAUGGCCCAUGAAAUACAUAUCCAAUAAA